UAUGUAAGUGAUCUGAUGAAGAAUUUGUUUUCAGAAUUUCUUGAGGUUGGCAAGAAACAACCUGCCCUCGAUGUUCUUUAUGAUGUUAUGAAAAGCAAAAAACAUCGAACAUGGCAAAAAAUCCACGAGCCAAUUAUGCUGAAGUACCUGGAGCUUUGUGUGGACCUCCGCAAGAGUCACUUGGCCAAGGAAGGAUUGUAUCAGUACAAGAACAUUUGCCAACAGGUGAACAUUAAAUCUUUGGAGGAUGUUGUUCGAGCCUACUUAAAACUAGCUGAGGAAAAAACUGAAGCUGCCAAGGAAGAGUCCCAGCAGAUGGUGCUAGAUAUAGAAGAUUUGGAUAAUAUUCAAACUCCAGAGAGUGUUCUCUUAAGUGCUGUAAGUGGAGAAGACACUCAAGAUCGUACCGAUCGGCUGCUUUUGACUCCCUGGGUUAAAUUUCUAUGGGAAUCAUACAGACAGUGUUUGGACCUUCUUCGAAACAAUUCUAGAGUGGAACGCCUUUACCAUGAUAUUGCUCAGCAAGCUUUUAAAUUUUGCUUGCAAUACACUCGUAAGGCUGAGUUUCGUAAACUCUGCGAUAACCUGAGGAUGCAUUUAGGGCAGAUCCAACGUCACCAUAACCAAAGUACAGCAAUUAACCUCAGUAAUCCUGAGAGCCAGUCUAUGCACUUGGAGACAAGACUUGUACAGCUGGAUAGUGCUAUUAGUAUGGAAUUGUGGCAGGAAGCUUUCAAAGCAGUGGAGGAUAUUCAUGGGCUAUUCUCCUUGUCAAAGAAACCACCCAAACCUCAACUGAUGGCAAAUUACUAUCACAAAGUUUCAACUGUCUUCUGGAAAUCAGGAAAUGCUCUUUUUCAUGCAUCAACACUUCACCGACUGUACCACCUGUCAAGAGAAAUGCGAAAGAAUCUCACGCAAGAGGAGAUGCAGAGGAUGUCAACCCGAGUUCUUUUGGCUACUCUGUCAAUUCCUAUAACUCCGGAACGAACUGAUAUUGCUCGUCUUCUGGAUAUGGAUGGUAUCAUUGUUGAAAAGCAGCGACGUCUAGCCACGCUGCUAGGCCUCCAGGCCCCGCCUACACGCAUCAGUCUUAUUAACGAUAUGGUGAGGUUCAAUGUUGUGCAGCAUGUUGUUCCAGAGGUAAAGGAACUUUACAAUUGGCUUGAAGUAGAUUUCCACCCACUAAAACUAUGUGGCCGUGUAACCAAGGUUCUAAACUGGGUGAAAGAGCAAGCUGAAAAGGAACCUGAAUUGCAACUGUAUGUCCCACAUCUGCAAAAUAACACCAUCCUUCGUCUUCUGCAGCAGGUGGCGCAGAUUUAUCAGACCAUCGACUUUUCUCGUUUGACUACCCUGGUUCCUUUUGUUGAUGCUUUCCAAUUGGAACGUGCUAUUGUUGAUGCAGCCAGACAUUGUGACUUGCAAGUUCGUCUUGAUCAUACUUCUCGAACACUGAGUUUUGGAUCAGAUUUAAAUUAUUCAACUCGGGAAGAUGCCCCACUUGGCCCUCAGCUGCAAAGCAUGCCCUCUGAGCAAAUUAGAAAUCAGCUGACUGCUAUGUCCUCUGCUCUUGCUAAGGCUCUUGAAGUCAUUAAACCUCCAAACAUAGUGCAAGAGAAAGAAGAACAACAUCAGUUGGCUGUCACUGCUUACUUAAAGAAUUCAAGGAAAGAGCAUCAGCGUAUCCUUGCCCGUCGUCAAACUAUAGAGGAGAGAAAGGAGCGUCUUGAAAGUCUAAACAUUCAACGUGAGAAAGAAGAGUUGGAACAGCGUGAAGCUGAACUUCAGAAAGUUCGUAAAGCAGAAGAAGAGAGACUGCGCCAGGAGGCAAAAGAGAGAGAGAAGGAGCGUAUUCUGCAAGAACAUGAGCAAAUCAAAAAGAAGACUGUUCGUGAACGCUUGGAACAGAUUAAAAAGACUGAACUGGGAGCCAAGGCAUUCAAAGAUAUUGAUAUUGAGGAUCUUGAAGAAUUGGAUCCCGACUUCAUCAUGGCUAAACAGGUUGAACAGCUGGAGAAAGAAAAAAAAGAACUCCAAGAACGUCUGAAGAAUCAGGAAAAGAAGAUUGACUAUUUUGAAAGAGCAAAACGCUUGGAAGAAAUUCCCCUGAUAAAGACUGCCUAUGAAGAACAAAGAAUCCGAGAUAUGGACCUUUGGGAACAGCAAGAAGAAGAAAGGAUCACGACAAUGCAGCUGGAACGAGAAAAAGCCCUGGAGCAUAAGAACAGAAUGUCAAGGAUGUUGGAGGAUAAAGACAUGUUUGUAGCUAGGCUCAAGGCAGCACGACAAUCAGUUUAUCAGGAAAAGCUCAAACAGUUCCAAGAAAGAUUAGCAGAAGAGAGGCAUAAUCGUUUGGAGGAACGCAAGAGACAGCGUAAAGAGGAGAGGCGUAUUUCUUAUUACAGAGAAAAGGAGGAGGAAGAGGAAAGAUUGCGAGAGGAAAAAAUACUUAAAGAGCGCGAAGAGAAGGAACGUGUUGAGCGUGAAAAACGAGAGCAGGAACAGCGUGAAUAUCAGGAGCGUGUCAGAAAAUUAGAAGAAGUAGAGAGGAAAAAACGUCAAAGAGAGCAGGAAAUUGAAGAGAGGGAGCGUCGCAGAGAAGAGGAGAGGAGAGGUCUUGAUGACCCACUUUCAAGAAGGGAAUCUCGUUGGGGUGAUUCUGAAGGCACCUGGAGACGAGGCACUGAACCAGAACCAGAUAGGAGGCGAGCACCACCAGACAGGGAAUGGCGCCGUGGAGAAGCACGUGAUGAUGAAAGACCUUUUCGAAGAGGAGAUGAUCUCCUUAGACGUGGUGGCCUGGAUGAGGAUAGGGGGCCUAGGCGAGGCCUGGAUGAGGAUAGGGGGCCUAGGCGAGGCCUGGAUGAGGAUAGGGGGCCUAGGCGAGGCCUGGAUGAGGAUAGGGGGCCUAGGCGAGGCCUGGAUGAGGAUAGGGGGCCUAGGCGAGGCCUGGAUGAGGAUAGGGGGCCUAGGCGAGGCCUGGAUGAGGAUAGGGGGCCUAGGCGAGGCCUGGAUGAGGAUAGGGGGCCUAGGCGAGGCCUGGAUGAGGAUAGGGGGCCUAGGCGAGGCCUGGAUGAGGAUAGGGGGCCUAGGCGAGGCCUGGAUGAGGAUAGGGGGCCUAGGCGAGGCCUGGAUGAGGAUAGGGGGCCUAGGCGAGGCCUGGAUGAGGAUAGGGGGCCUAGGCGAGGCCUGGAUGAGGAUAGGGGGCCUAGGCGAGGUAUGGAUGAGGAUAGGGGGCCUAGGCGAGGCCUGGAUGAGGAUAGGGGGCCUAGGCGAGGCCUGGAUGAGGAUAGGGGGCCUAGGCGAGGCCUGGAUGAGGAUAGGGGGCCUAGGCGAGGCCUGGAUGAGGAUAGAAUUUCCAGACGAGAUGAGGACAGAGGACCCUGGCGUAGUGCAGAUGAGGAUCGAUUGUCAAGGCGUGAUGAUGACCGGGGUCCAUGGCGUGGUGGGGAUGAUGACAGAGGGCCUAGACGUGGUGAUGAUUCAAGACCUGGACCUUGGAGACCAUUUGGUAAACCAGGUGGAUGGAGAGAACGAGAAAAAGCUCGUGAAGACAGUUGGGGACCCCCGCGAGACUCCAGACCUUCAGAAGAUCGUGAGUGGGAUAGAGAUAAAGAUCGUGAUGAGAACGAAAAGGAUCGUGAGUUUGACAAAGAUCGUGACUUUGAUCGGGAUGAUCGCUUCAGACGUCCAAGGGAUGAGCCUGGCUGGAGGAGAGGACCAGCUGAAGAAGUUUCCAGCUGGAGAGAUUCCAGUCGUAGAGAUGAAUGGGAUAGAGGUGGUCGUGACCUCAGAGAUGACCGGGGUGGUCGUGAUCUUAGAGAUCGGCGUGUUGAUGAUAGAGACAGAAGAGGACCUCCAAUCAGAACAGAGCGUGAAGAAACGAAUUCAUGGAGGCGUGGUGAUGACAGAAAGGAAGAACAAGGGGAAGAACAUGAAACUAUCCGGCGAGCUGCUCCAGCUCCUACUUCUACUCCUCCUGCUCCCGCUUCUGCUCCUCCUAUUUCAAAAGAUAGGGAGAAAGAUGCAGAGAGAGAGAAGGGGCCUUGGAGAACAGAAAAAGAGCGAGAACCUCUUCGUCGUGCAAAAAAUGAAACAGACGAAGAAGGAUGGACAACUGUACGACGUUAAGUCAAAAAUUAAACACAGUUUAAACAGGAGUUUUAGUGUUGAUUUGAUCAAAUACACAGAUUAUUAUAUUUGUGCUUAUAAACAUUCGGAAUUGGUAUUCUUUGACAGAUGUUUUGAGGUAACAUGAAAGCAUGAGCCCGUAUUACCUACUCAUAAUAGAUUGAUCAUGCACAAAACUAGCAGCAGGAGGUUGGAAAUUGAAUGCCGGUUUCUGACAUUUCAAAUGCUGCAUAUUUCACAGAUCACUUGUUGCUAAAAUAAAAAUGUGAACUCUGUAGCUCUCCUGAGCAACACUUAUAUCUCAAACUAAAACUUACUUUUAAAAAAAAAUCUUAAUUUGGAAUGGGGUAUGAUUAUAUCACAGAAUAUGCAGUUGAAAACAGAUCUCACAUAAAGUGGUCACAUUAUUGAAAAGAUGGAGCUGGAUACAUAAUUGGCCAAGAUGAACUGUAAAAACCCCUCCCCUAUUUAGGUAUUUUUGAGGGCAAGAGGCUUUGGUAAGGUAUUUUAUCAUUAUCUGAAUUCAGUAAGUUGUUUAAAUUUAAAUCAAUUACAAUAAACAUUAUGAACAUUAGCUACACUGGGAUAUUUUCUAUAGAUUUUACUUGAAUGUGUAUGCCUAUGAAGCCAUUUUGCAGUGAUUGUUCUAAUAAAGAAUACUGCUGCAGUGCGAAACAACAAAACAUCAUUAGAUUUUUAGAACUCAAGCAUGACGGUCAACAUACUGCUGGGUACUUUGUUUUGCCAAUAGCAUAACUGCUUUUUCCAUUACUGGAUAAUUCAAGCCUUUCAAGCAUUUAUAAAUAUUGUCAUAUUUAAAAUGUGUGGUUUUGGAGGAAUUGUUCGGAUUUUUCCCCCAACUCUUUGUCUUCAGGGUAAAUGCUUUCCUUUUCAACAAGUGCUUUGUAGUAAUGGCUGUGUUGACUGACUUCAAUUUUGGGGGUGCAGUAACAUUGUUAAUCAUUAACUAUCUGGUCUAAUGGAAGCCAACACAGAACUUGCUACUGUGUGUUUCUUCAAUGAUAAAUAAACAACUUCUAGAAUUA
Pelodiscus sinensis (Chinese soft-shelled turtle) is the source of this 5180-nucleotide messenger RNA. NCBI's taxonomy places the organism in Eukaryota, Metazoa, Chordata, Testudines, Trionychidae. The record is from RefSeq and is a predicted model, not a curated record.